AUGGGCAUACUAAGCUCGCAAGGUGGACUUUCCUCACCUGCCCCAGGGUCGUACAAGACACCGAUGGUAGCGAAGCGCGAGGCGUUCGCAAGUGAUUAUGCGAAUAACGUGUGCUGGUUUGAUGCAGAAGACGACCUCGAGAGCGACGAUGGAUCCAUUUCACCCGUGUCGGAUCCACGGCAGGAUCGGAAGUCAGGAAACCACUGGGCUCGCUUUUUCCCCGAACUAUCAUCGCAUUUCUCACUCGUGUCCCCGAUAAGCACCAUGACACCAGCAACCUCCUUAUCCCUGUCAUCCGCCGAAACACAGCAUUCCACUGAUCCCAGACCCCACGCUGACGAGGUAGGACAGAAAGCUGGUUCCUGUUCAUCGUCCUCGCCGGAGGGUUCCUCGUGCUACAGUCGGAGAUCUUCGGCAACAAGUCUGGACUCUGGAUCCCCAGGGUCCACUAAGAAGCGGGCUGAUACAUUUUCGGUAGUGUCCCCCGCUGAUGCAGGGGUCUUUGAAGAUCUGGCGUCAAUACGACGGCCACCUUCUCGCCCCUUGGUAAAAAAGCUCUCUGCAGCCGAGCUGAGGAAUAAGCCUCUCCCACUCGAGCCUGCCAUUCGACUGACCCCACUCUCCGUCCGUCAUAAAGAUCCACCUAAAAUCCGUACAUCUACAUCCGCUAGCCCUCAGAGUGGGAAGUCAAGGCUCUCUGUGGCCGCAGAGGACUUGGAAAACACACUCUCCGGUUUUAGAGCAGAUUCACCUACAAUCCCUUUACACUUACUUAACGAGCCACUGCAAAUUAGCAGAGGCAAGAUGGAGAUGAUUCCUUCGCGCCCAGCACCACAACCUCCAACCGAUAUGCGACAAAAACGAAAAGUUGAGGCGCGUGAAGAUGAAAAGGCGAGGAAGAACAAGGGGGCUUUCAAUUUCCAUUUGUCAGGUUUUAGCAGAAAAUACAGCCAUCUACAUGCCCGCUCGUGGAGCAGCCCGAAUAUGAGAUCGGAGGCGGGGUCUUCAGCCGUGUGCGUCCCGGAGGACUCCGACUGCAAAGAACGUAAGAGCAAAGAUGACAUGGCAGGCCUGCCUAGCUUCCCAAAUCCGAACCAGAUCUUGGAGCCUCUAUCUCAGUCCAUUGAAAGGGAGCUGCGCAUGCAGCUUCCGCGGCUGCAGGUAAAGGGGACCAAAACCGCCUGCUCACCAAUCCAGGAAAUAGAGCCCAGUACAGAAAAGGAAGCCAUUCAACGUCCCGAGAAGGUGGAGGCUUCGCAACGCCAAAAAUCACCGGAUCAAGUUAUUUUCAAGGAGAAGUUUUUUGUGUCUUCGAGCAAGAUAACGGUUUCUGUCUCUAAUAAUGUGUCUCACCAAAUGGAUAUAGCGGAGCUCCCAGAAAUGGUCUAUGAGCUCGACGGCGGCGCCCCGGAAUCUCAGAGGAAGCCUACGAUUUCAGAUUACCUGCCUACCUUACCCAUGCCCGGGAACCUGCCUGACAAGGUUGUCCUUGCCUUUUUACGCCAAGUGCGCUGUCUUCACAAUGUCCCCUCCCGCGUGGGAACUACGCGAAAUGAGCCCGCCAUGGAGUACCGAAUGCAGAUCCUGGUGGACCCCGACACCCCAGUCCCAGAAUACACCCCUGCUCUGUACCUUCAACGCUAUGCCCAAGAUAUCUAUACGCUUGCUCAACUCAAAUUGCUCAUUUUAACUCGAUGUGAAACGUUUCUGCGCCAGGAAACGAUCCGCGGUCUUACAGGCAAGGACGAUGCCUGCGCCAAGGAAAUUGAUGAUGCCCUUUGGAGAAUCUGGACGUUUUGUCGUAUUUUUGGUUGUGGGAAGAGCCGAGAGGGUGAUGUUGUUGGUCAGGUGGACUGGCUGAACGGGGGUGCUAUGGCUGUGAGCGACCGCAAGCAUGGGGCCACGGCGUCGGUUACCGAGCCAUUCGGCAUGCAUGACAUUCUGUUCGAACCUCCGACAGGGUUUGGGCAUGGCAACAAAGGCGGAUUAUCAAACGAUCAACUGUAUUAUAUGACUGAGAUAUGGACCUGCUUGGGCGUGCUCCUUCAACCAAUCCAUGGAAGAUGCAAAGAAGCACGUGAAGCCGGCAUAUUUGCAGGUCAUCAGGUAGCAGAACAGGACAAUGCUAGGGCGGCAGGUGUGUUAGAGGAAUGGACGUACUAUGUUCUCACACUUGGCCCUUCAGCAGUUCUGAACAUGGCCUGGACCGGCCCCGGAGGCUGCGCGGCGACCUUGAGAAGAGCCCAGUCUAUCGGUUUGACCAAGUGGGACUAUUCCGAGUCUGGAGUUAGCCGCUCGUCCUUUCUCAAGGAAGCGGUUUCGAAAGCCUAUAAGUCACGAUGUGAAAGUCCGUGUCAAUGGCCUCCACGAAAGUCGGAGGACGGUUUCCCUUCUUCUUCUAAUAAUACAAGCUCCCCGUCAAGUGCCAAUACAAGAGCGGCCCAGCUUCAACUAGAAAAUGAACGUCGGAGACAGGCAGCCUACGCUGACCAGCUACGAAACCAACCGAGACGGCCAAUGAACGCAGGCCCCACUCGUUUCCGACGAACGCCCCAUCUCAAAAUACUCAUUCAUCAUGAGCCGCCUUGA
This is a messenger RNA of Aspergillus bombycis, 2589 nucleotides long. RefSeq names its product F-box domain protein. NCBI's taxonomy places the organism in Eukaryota, Fungi, Ascomycota, Eurotiomycetes, Eurotiales, Aspergillaceae. The transcript has 3 exons. The coding region runs from base 1 to 2589 and encodes 862 amino acids. The record is from RefSeq and is a predicted model, not a curated record.